UGGAUUCCGGGGCUCAGAGUCUCACCACAGCGUUGAUUGCCCGAAGGUCACUCUGGACAAUGGACUUGAAGAGACUGGAAGCUUCUGUGGGUUUUCUCCAUGCCAGAGGCUUCCUCAAUACCUCGCGGUUGUGGAAUCCAAAGACCUCUUUUUUUCUUUCUCCGUAUUGCUUGAUGGGAGACAUUAUGGCCCCCAAAGACAUAAUGACAAAUACUCAUGCUAAAUCCAUCCUCAACUCAAUGAACUCACUCAGGAAGAGCAAUACCCUCUGUGAUGUGACAUUGAGGGUAGAGCAGAAGGACUUCCCUGCUCAUCGGAUUGUGCUGGCCGCCUGUAGCGAUUACUUCUGUGCCAUGUUCACUAGUGAGCUUUCAGAGAAGGGGAAACCUUAUGUCGAUAUCCAAGGUUUAACUGCCUCUACUAUGGAAAUUCUGUUAGACUUUGUGUACACAGAAACAGUACAUGUGACGGUAGAAAAUGUGCAAGAACUGCUCCCGGCAGCCUGUCUGCUUCAGCUGAAAGGUGUGAAGCAAGCCUGCUGUGAGUUCUUAGAAAGUCAGUUGGACCCUUCUAAUUGCCUGGGUAUCAGGGAUUUUGCUGAAACCCACAAUUGUGUUGACCUGAUGCAAGCAGCUGAGGUUUUUAGCCAGAAGCAUUUUCCUGAAGUGGUACAGCAUGAAGAGUUCAUUCUUCUAAGUCAAGGAGAGGUGGAAAAGCUAAUCAAGUGUGAUGAAAUUCAGGUAGAUUCUGAAGAACCGGUCUUUGAGGCUGUCAUCAACUGGGUGAAGCAUGCCAAGAAGGAGCGAGAAGAAUCCUUACCUGACCUGCUACAGUAUGUGCGGAUGCCCCUGCUGACGCCCAGGUAUAUCACAGAUGUGAUAGAUGCUGAGGUAAGUCAGGCAAGACACUCAGGAUCCAAAACUUUGACUAGCUCUUGUGCCAAUGAAGUGCUUCUAGUGGUUGGGGGCUUCGGAAGCCAGCAGUCUCCCAUCGACGUGGUAGAAAAAUAUGACCCCAAGACUCAGGAGUGGAGCUUUUUACCAAGCAUCACCCGUAAGAGACGUUAUGUGGCCUCAGUGUCCCUACAUGAUCGGAUCUAUGUAAUCGGUGGCUAUGAUGGCCGUUCCCGCCUCAGUUCAGUGGAAUGUCUGGACUACACAGCAGAUGAGGAUGGGGUCUGGUAUUCUGUGGCCCCUAUGAAUGUCCGACGAGGCCUUGCAGGAGCUACAACCCUGGGAGAUAUGAUCUAUGUCUCUGGAGGCUUUGAUGGAAGCAGGCGUCAUACCAGUAUGGAGCGAUAUGACCCAAAUAUUGACCAGUGGAGCAUGCUGGGAGAUAUGCAGACAGCCAGAGAAGGCGCUGGACUAGUAGUGGCCAGUGGAGUGAUCUACUGUCUAGGUGGAUAUGAUGGCUUGAAUAUCUUAAAUUCAGUUGAGAAAUAUGAUCCUCAUACAGGACACUGGACCAAUGUUACACCAAUGGCCACCAAGCGUUCUGGUGCAGGAGUAGCCCUGCUGAAUGACCAUAUUUAUGUGGUGGGGGGAUUUGAUGGUACAGCCCACCUUUCUUCUGUUGAAGCAUACAACAUUCGCACUGAUUCUUGGACAACUGUUACUAGUAUGACCACUCCACGAUGCUAUGUAGGGGCCACAGUGCUUCGGGGAAGACUCUAUGCAAUUGCAGGAUAUGAUGGUAAUUCCCUGCUGAGUAGUAUUGAGUGCUAUGACCCUAUCAUCGACAGCUGGGAAGUAGUGACAUCCAUGGGAACCCAGCGUUGUGAUGCUGGUGUGUGUGUUCUCCGAGAGAAGUGACCAUUGAUGGAACACCAUCCAGAGCUAGUGACCAGUGCAAGGGACAGUUUGUGGGAGAAUCAAGGAUCCUUUCCAGAAUGUUUGUUUCUCACUCUGUGCACAGGGUGAUUACAGGCACCAGUGCAGUGAUGAUUGUACUUAUUUGACAUACACUCCCCUUUGUGCUGGUGGUCCUUCCUGAGAAGGGUGGGUAACAAACAGAUACCCAAGGGAAGAGAACGCACAAUGAAUGGAUGUCAGAAACCAGAUCACCUCUCCCUCUGGUUUGGAGAGCACUUUCUUGUCGUUUGUAACUACCAUGUGCUUGGGAGACUAUAUAAAUGUUAUGCCUCAAAUAUUGCAGAGAACUAAGGUAAGUAUGGCCUGCUAGAUGUGGGCAGUAUCCAGGCUAGAUAAUUAGAAGGAUACCAACUUGAAUAAACUUGGUAAAAUCCAAGUCUUUCUUUUUCCCUAGGAAUAAAUAAUCUACAGGUAGGUAGGGGCAGUGCACUUGUGUUCUGGAAAAAAACAAAAGGAGAGCCCUAUCUAAACUUUGGGGGUUAGGGGGAGACAUUUAUGUGACACUACCUUGGGGGGGUGGGGGACAGGGUUAGUAUAUAAGAAUGAGGUUGGAGUAAGUGAAAGUAACUGAAUUUAAUGGAAUAUGAGUGUACCUAGAACACCACUGAAGUAUAACCUGCAAGACUGAGUGUUGUGCAUCUAGAGUCUCUUGGCACUGGAGACUGAGGAAAUAACAGUAAACAAAUGUUGGGAUGGGAGGACAUGGCAUAAAUGUGAGAGUUCAGUAUACCUGAUGUUGAAUUAGAAGUACCUGUGAUCUUACAAUUGUCUCAUUCCUUGCCAGGGCUCUUCUAGUCAUGGCAAUGUUUGCUUUGAAUCGGUGAAAGACUUAAUUUUGUUGAAUCAAAUACUACUACACUAUUACUGUUACACUUUCACAAUAUUUAUUUGGGGAUGGGUUGGGGAUGGCAGCAGCCUAGUUAAGAUCAGCUACCUGAUUAACACCUCGUUCUUUUAAGGGCACACUUCUGCUAAGGAGUGUUUUUGUUUUUGUUUUUGUUUUGAGACAGAGUCUUAUUUUGUUGCCCUGGUUUGGUUUGCAGUUUGGCCAGGGCCAGGCUCAAACCUGUUACCCUCAGUAUAUGGGGCUGGCGCCCUACUCACUGAGCCACAGGCGCCGCCCUGCUAAGGAGUGGUUUUUACUGCUGUGUUUGGUACUUUAGUCUUUCUCCUGCUAUAACUUUCCCUUAGCUGUCCUUAGAGUAGAUUUUAUUCAUCUCAGGACAGAAUAAUCAACAACAACCGAAAUUCUUUAGUUAGUCCCAGUACCUCUGCUAUCAACAUUUCUGAGCUACCAUUCGAGGAUCAUCUGUGUCAUGGAGUGAAAUUCUUGUUUUAUGGGUAUUGGGAGUAUGGGGAUGUGAUAACCUAAACAAGAAUGCACGUUUCCUUUGCUCUGAAAUUCCAUAUUUUCCUCUUUCCCUGAAUUGUAUUGACCUACAGAGUUAAUUUCCUUUGUAUUUUUUUAAGAAAAUAUUAAAAAUCAACUGUCUCAAAUG
Messenger RNA from Otolemur garnettii (small-eared galago), 3370 nucleotides. It is a transcript of the gene KLHL12, whose product is annotated as kelch like family member 12. The transcript is spliced from 11 exons. The coding region runs from base 60 to 1811 and encodes 583 amino acids. Gene Ontology annotation, molecular function: protein binding. Lineage: Eukaryota; Metazoa; Chordata; Mammalia; Primates; Galagidae. The record is from RefSeq and is a predicted model, not a curated record.